UCAGUCUGCAUAUUGUCAAACACUCAAAUCAGAAAAAAUCUAAUGUUAUUUAUCACAUGCGCAGAAUACAACAAGUGUAGCCCUUACAGUGAAAUGCUUACUUACAAGCCCUUAACCAACAAUGCAGAUACUUACAAGCCCUUAACCAGGUUUUGCAGAUACAAUUAUUGCUUUGAUACAUAUUGUAAUAUAUUUGUUAUUAAAGGUGAUAUGAUGGCAUAAUAAUAAGCCUUAUUGGAGACGUGAAAUGCCUUCAUGGAUACAUGUUGCCAGCAGAUGGCAGCAAAUAGUGACACAUGUGACAUUACACAAGGUAUUUACCGAACACACAAUGCCAGUUCCGUAAGUGCCCGUGACUCGUCAGUUCUUCCAAUUUAUUCGAACCGAGGUAAGCAAUCUACACACUUAAAGAAAAAAAUAUUAACUGUGCUCAAAAGCUAAUGAUGAUGUAAGGUAGGCAAUGUCUUUUACUGGAAUGUUCAUUCGGGAAUUUUACCAAAAGUGAAAGAGUGCUGUGUGUUUUUGGUGCAUGGAAGUUGCUGCUAAAGAAGGUACUGUAACAAACUGGACUGCAAUGUAAUUAAUGAAGUAUAAUAAUGUUUCUGCAUGCAUAAUAACACAAUUGUAUGUUCUUAUUAUUCUAGGUUCCACUGUAAUUCAGAGGGAGAUUACAUCAUUUCAAGCAUGAAGUCAGUUGUCAGCAUUUCUUCCUCAGUUAGGGCUGUGUGCCAGUAUUCUCCUAACUAUUUUAUGACUAGUAGUCGGGGGUUAAUACGUCACUCAGAUUCACUUGGAAGAAUAUUGAAAUCGGACGUUUCUUUUAAAGCCAGACUGGCACAACUAUGUGUAAAAAGUAGUUUAGGCUGCUUCCAUAACACACGUGAGAUGGGGGCGGUGGCGCAACAGUUAAGUAACCUCCCAUUUGCAGAAGAGAAAGACUACGAAUUAAGGGUUCACCUGGAGAAAGACCUUUUGCCCAAAACAGCUGGACAGCCUUCCAUUGACACCCAAUUAGGAACCAGUGCUUCACCAACACAACUAGGGCACUUAAAAGUGGAGCCACUUUCUGUCAAAUCCCUUUUUGAGGUUGAGGUUUUACCUGAGUUGUUAACACGUUUGAAAGAAGCUUCCAGCAAUGAGAAAACUGAGGGUCUGGCAACCUUACUGGGAGUAUGUGUUGAGUUUGGUGUGGACUAUCAAAGUUCAAUUGUCUCCAGAUUGAAAGAGGAGUGGAGGACACACCUCUCCAAAACAGACAUUGGGGUCAUUCACCUGUGCCACCUUGGAGAAGUAGCCUAUAAUCUGGAGGGGAAGAGGUCAGAGAUUGUCGAGCAGGUUCUCGACUCCGUGAGCAUCAGCAUUGAUGAGGGUGAGGCUCUCACCCAAAAUGAAACCGCUCGUGUGUACUCCUUCCUUGCACUACUCGAGGACCCACACCGUUGCCAAGAUCUCAUGUCAAGACUGCACAGACACACAGAGAAAUUGACACACAGACUACAAGCCAUCAACAUCAGUGACAUCUUCCACUCCCUGGUGGCAUUACAACAGAGGCAGGCCAUUGCACUGAUUGUGAAGCUGAGCAGACGGGCCUCUAGGGUAUUCAGAUCGUUCCAAGAUGAAGAGCUCAUCAAAGUUCUAGCUGCCUUAAUGCAUUUCGGUCAGCAUGAUGAAGACUUCAUAACAGCCAUGGAAAAGCACCUGCCAGGCAAAAUAGUUGACGCAGACCCCGAACUCACAAGCGUGGUGAUGGAGUUUUGCCUUCAGAUGAGGUGUCGCUCAGAGCCCAUAUUCGAAGCUGUGGCUGAGAGCUUUAUUUGCAACUCAGAGAAGUAUACCACAUCCCAGAUAGCCCGGCAGAUCAUUGCCAUGGGGAGACUGAGCUACCUGCCCCAGUGCUCCAGUCAGAUGUUUAAGAAGCUGGAGAGUAUCCUCUCCUCUCGCUUCUCUCAGUUCCAGCCCAGGGCUCUGAUUGAAGUGCUCCACUCCUGUAUUCACCUGGAGAGGUUUCCACUCAACUUUGUGUCCAAAGUCUUCAGCCCCUACUUCCUACAGAGGUUGCAAGCACAAGGGGAGCCCCUGGACAAGCAUGCCUUAGGCCAGCUAACCCAACUCAACCUCUCUAUCUCACUCGAGUGCACCUACCGGGGCCCGAGAUUACCAUACCAUCUCCAUGUGAAGAAGUUUUCCUCCAUGGACCACUCCUUUGAGAGCCCUGUAGAGAGCUACCUGUACAACCAGGUGAAGGGCCCUCUUAACAAGCUGCUAGAGGGAAAGACCUACUACUCUACCAGGGUCUUCACACAGCCUGGAUACACCAUAGACGUGGAGAUCUGUCUGGAUGAGGAGGGGUUUGUCCUGCCUCUCUCACAGUGGGACCACACUCAUAGGAGGAUUGCCUUGUGCCUGGAUGCUCAGGACCGCUUCUGCAGCAACACCCAUCACCUUCUGGGAAAGGAGGCCACAAAGAGACGCCACCUCUGCAGAAUGGGCUACGAAGUGGUUCAGAUCCCUUACUUUGAAUUUGAAAAAUUGAGAACACAAGAGGAACGGGUACAAUACCUUCAUAAGAAGAUAUUCCCCACAAUCUUCAGGUUUUACCGGUGACUUCUCAGAUAGGAUAGGAGGACAUUGUGUGACAUCACAUCCAAGCUCCUUGACCUCUGACCUGACAUGGCCUUCAACAAGAUGAACUAGGAUGUUUCUUAAACUGUCUACUAAUCAUCACAGAAAACAUUGGAUUGGAUUAGGCAUGAACCUUCCGUUUAUAAACGGAAGGUUCAUAAUACUAUUGUUAUGACAGUGUUGGGCUAGAAAAGUGUUAAGUCAUUGUACAUAAUGUGAUGGCAUUUUUCACAAAAUAUGGGCUAUGGUGGUAAUAGGUCAACUAUAAACUGCAUACUUCCAUAUAUGAGCUUUCUGCAGUCUGUAAGUUAUACACUGACUCUAUAUUUAUAAAUAAAACAGGUUUGUGUUUCCAUGUAAGCUUGAAGGUACUGUAUAUUUUGUACAAUGCACUCUAUUUUCCAAUACAAAAUGUGUAAAACCAGUUUUCAAACUACCAUGGGAAAAACUCAAAGUUCCAUCGCUGUUAUGUGCUUUUGUAAACAAUAAACAUGAUUUGUAUAAAGCCUCA
Salvelinus fontinalis (brook trout) is the source of this 3133-nucleotide messenger RNA. RefSeq names its product FAST kinase domain-containing protein 3, mitochondrial-like. The transcript is spliced from 5 exons. Gene Ontology annotation, cellular component: ribonucleoprotein granule; mitochondrial matrix. Lineage: Eukaryota; Metazoa; Chordata; Actinopteri; Salmoniformes; Salmonidae. Gene Ontology annotation, biological process: mitochondrial RNA processing; regulation of mitochondrial mRNA stability. The coding region runs from base 607 to 2604 and encodes 665 amino acids. Gene Ontology annotation, molecular function: RNA binding. The record is from RefSeq and is a predicted model, not a curated record.